This is a messenger RNA of Solea senegalensis (Senegalese sole), 3233 nucleotides long. RefSeq names its product ras-related protein Rab-8A. Lineage: Eukaryota; Metazoa; Chordata; Actinopteri; Pleuronectiformes; Soleidae. Gene Ontology annotation, cellular component: endosome; synaptic vesicle; dendritic spine. Gene Ontology annotation, biological process: Golgi vesicle fusion to target membrane; regulation of exocytosis; neurotransmitter receptor transport to postsynaptic membrane. The record is from RefSeq and is a predicted model, not a curated record. Gene Ontology annotation, molecular function: GTPase activity; GTP binding. The transcript has 8 exons. The coding region runs from base 109 to 729 and encodes 206 amino acids.
GACGACAGAGAAGAGUGGCAGUUGAUUUGACCACACGGCUGCUCACCGCACUGACGUUUCUGUCUCCACACCGGGCGGGAUAUCCGCAGUAGUAAGCUAGCUAAUAACAUGGCGAAGACUUACGAUUACUUGUUCAAACUACUUUUAAUCGGCGAUUCGGGCGUCGGAAAGACCUGCGUGCUCUUCAGAUUUUCAGAGGAUGCCUUCAACUCAACGUUUAUCUCUACUAUAGGUAUUGACUUCAAAAUCAGAACAAUAGAACUAGAUGGGAAGAAGAUCAAGCUACAGAUAUGGGAUACAGCAGGACAGGAGAGGUUCAGGACCAUCACAACAGCCUACUACAGAGGAGCCAUGGGCAUCAUGUUGGUGUAUGACAUAACAAACGAGAAGUCUUUCGACAACAUCAAGAACUGGAUACGGAAUAUAGAAGAGCACGCUUCAGCAGAUGUAGAGCGGAUGGUUCUUGGAAACAAAUGUGAUGUUAAUGACAAGCGACAGGUGUCCAAAGACAGAGGAGAGAAGCUGGCGCUGGAGUACGGCAUCAAGUUCAUGGAGACCAGUGCAAAGGCAAACAUCAAUGUUGAGAAUGCCUUCUUAACCCUCGCCAGAGACAUCAAAGCAAAAAUGGACAAGAAGCUGGAGGGCAACAACCCCCAGGGCAGCAGUCAAGGAGUAAAGAUUACAGAACAGCCCAAGAAGAGCAGUUUCUUUCGCUGCACACUCCUGUGAGGAGACUGGAGCGUUGGCAUCCACCAUCGCCUUAACCGUGUCCCCCACUGGACAGAACUGGACAGAGCACACUCUGAUAUCCAUCUCUUUUAUCCCCCCUCCCCUUGUCUUGUCUUCCUCUGCCUUCUUCGCAUUUGUCCUGUGAUUAUUUACUGGGAACAACAAAAAUGUAUUGCUACCCUUGUCUACUAGUCAUCUAUGGACUCUGUUACAUGCAGUAUCACAUAUCUACUUAUAUCAUUUUUUUUGCAGUUGUUCCUUAGACCUGUAGAUCCAAAUUAAUUCCCUACAUUUUGUAGACUUUUAAAGACUGCCUCCACUUAAGACACUUGGAGUAGUCAGACCUUUUUUUGUAAGUAUUUGUAAUUUUCUUACAAUAUUGUCUGACGUGUUUUGUCACUCUGUGAAGUCUUAUUUAUUCAGUCCUUAUCUCUAAAAGUAGCCCCAAGUAAUAUUUCUAGAUUAUUCUCACUCUAAUCUAAUGGAGUAUCUCAUUUUUAUAUACUCAAUCAUAUAAUGCAAUCUACUGACUGUAUGAUCCAAGUACAAUCCAAUUUAGUCCCAUUUUAUGAAUUACUGUAUCGCUGAUUUAGGUGACCCGCAUUCCUUUUAUAUGCACAAUAGGUCAAGACAGCAUAUAAAUAUAUCUUAUCUAGUAUUAUUCACCGUAUAAAACAGCAGUGCCAGUGCGUUUUACUCAUCAUAUCAACGAUGGAGUUUACAUUCCCUUUGUCCUCCUGUUCUACUCAUGUCUCUGUUGAUUUCCUAGGCUGAAACAUUCCAUUCAUUCCUCUUGUGAACACUGAAAUGUGCAAUGUAGUGUAUUUAGAGUCCAGUAUUCACAUGUUUGCAGUACAUUUUUAGGGCACACUGAUUCCUUCUCUCUGUGUUGCUAUUUGCAAUAGCAAUACCUAACUCUCACACCUGGAGGCAAUGCAGCGGCAGAGAAGUAAUCGAAGCGCUUAAUCAUUGCGUUCAUACUUGUUUCUGGUUGUCAGUUCCAUUGGGGGAACACGACUGUUUUUUUCUGGGCCUUGGAUCGGGGCUGUGCUGUAGCAGUAUUUAUGGAGUGAAAACAAAACAUAGCACCAAAUGACAAAGUGCCCUUUUAUGUUCUUAUUGAUUAUGCACUUUUCUUUUGUUCGUCCUGUGAAAAAAAAAAAGUUCUUAACGUGUUGACUAUGUUUGUUGCGAGUCUUAACUGAAAGCAGAGAUUAUUCAUGCACAACUUUGCCUGUUCCCUAUCUGUUUUUUUCCCUAAAAACAUCUGUGCACUGACAUUGCCUACGAUUUAAAGAUAUAACCUUUUCAUUUAAUCGUUUUCAAGCAUUUUAUAAAUUUGCAUUACUAUUGAUGCAUUUGGGAACCCAAAAUGCCGCCUUCCCUUCAUUUACUCUUUCUUUUCCACCACUCCUCUUCCACCUCUUUCCACUUAUACCACAAUUUUUUUGUUUUGUUCUGUGUUUUCUUUCUUUUUGGCCCAGUAUCACAGCCGUCUGAACUAUGCAUUUUUUGGGUGCGUAGAAAACCUCAUAAAGCUUUGCACAUUUGACUUGACAAGCUUUAUUUGAGAUUAGAAGUGUGCAUAGGAUUCAGCUUUUUUUUUUAUUUUCUGCUGUCUCCACAUUCUAUUGCAUAUGGUAUAAGCUUGAGCAAGUUUUAGAAUGGGAAAUCAUUGAAAGCUUGUUAGAAUCGCCUUGGUUGUUUGAGUGCCCUGAGUGACAGUUUUUCUGCAGCUGCAAAAAUAUUAACCUGUGGAUCUAAGUCAUCAUUGAUGGACUUAAAUGUUUAAGCACUAUUUUGGUUAAACUGACUCCCGCACAUUAAAAACAUGGUUUUUAGAUUUAAGAUUGGCUUUAAUUUGGUUUGACUCGGUUCUUUGGUUUGGAUUAUUUGAAAUUUUGUCCCAUUUUAAUCCCAUCUUCAGACAUUUGGAUUUCGAUGGGUUUAUUGAUGGGAAUUUUUUUUAAUAAUUCUGCAAUUGUAAAUAAGAUCUACAAUUAUUGUCCUGUAGUUUCAUAAAUUUAUUGAUCUACGGCUUUUGUGUACUUUAAAUUGUGAAAAAUUAGAUUCUUAAAUGUUAAGUCGUCUUACAUUUGCACCAUUUAUCAUUGGAGGUUGAUCUAUAUUGAAUAUAUAACAACUUUAUUGGGGAGGAUAAUUCAAGCACGUGUUUUGUUUAUGUUUGCUAUUUGGCUUUGGGUUAUUAUUAGUGAAUUGAGCAGAUUUUUGCAGCUUUCCAUCCAAAAACCACUUUAUAUGAACAUGAAAAUUUCUAUUCAGAAGGACUUUCUGAAGGAUUAUGUACUUAUUAUAGUAUUAUAUUUUCUUAACCAACCAUGGAAUAUGGAGGACCUGACUUUAUAGGAAAUAAACAAUUGAAUUACGAAAUGGGUUUUAAUGUUUUGCUUAUUUUUGUUUAAACAUUGAAUUUGAAUUGUCAAGUCAAAAUGUUCUAGUAAACUGACCAAUUCAAAUAAUAAAAAAAAUGAUGUCAGGAUUUA